AAAUUAUCAUACAUCCCCUCCUCUCCAAACCACCAAGUCUACACAUUCCCAUCUUUUACACUAUCAAUCCACAACAGACACCAAUGGCUGUAGAAUUUGUAAAUCUUUCGCGCUCUCUGUCGGCUUUAACCAUAGUCAUGAUUGUCCUCAUUUUGCCAGUUCACGGGCAGAUCAACACAGCCUGCAGUCCCUCAGCAUUGACAAGCUUCACUUCUUGCAUUAAUUUUAUCACGAAUAGCACCGCCAAUGGAACCUCACCAACUACAGAUUGUUGUAAUUCUCUCAGGACCAUUACAACUAGUAGUACAGAUUGUCUUUGCCUUAUUGUAACUGGAAGUGUUCCCUUUCAAAUUCCCAUUAACCGUACCCUCGCCAUUGCUCUCCCUCGCGCUUGUAACAUGCCUGGUGUACCUCUGCAAUGCAAAGCAUCUGUCGCGCCUCUUCCUGCUCCAGGUCCAUCCGCACUUGGUCCAACUCUGUCACCUGGAUUUUCUCCUUCUGCUAGUCCUGAAGCUUCCAGUGUUCCUGAAGCACAUUCACCAGCUAUGACUCCAGAAUCUAAUGCAACUCCAGCUUUGACUCCACCGUCUGAUACAGCAGGAGCAGGAGCAGGAGCUCCAACUACAAAUUCAGGGAUCCGGCCAGUUCUCACUCCAUCUGCUGCAAGUGCAUUGUCUAGUUUUUACCCAACAGUCCUUCUAGCCGUGAUAGUAGCUACAUUCUUGAAGUAUUUGUACUAGUUUCUUAAACCAUUGUAAUUCAUAUGAUCAUAUCGCUUAGUUUCAGAACUGUUCUUUAGGAAAGAGCUAUUUGGAUCACUGGAUAUUUAUUCUGUUGAUAUCAUAGUUUUAUGAUUUUGGUUUUGUA
This is a messenger RNA of Daucus carota subsp. sativus, 867 nucleotides long. Its product is annotated as non-specific lipid transfer protein GPI-anchored 20-like. NCBI's taxonomy places the organism in Eukaryota, Viridiplantae, Streptophyta, Magnoliopsida, Apiales, Apiaceae. The transcript has 4 exons. The record is from RefSeq and is a predicted model, not a curated record. Bases 84 to 740 code for a protein of 218 amino acids.